This is a messenger RNA of Diorhabda sublineata, 2402 nucleotides long. RefSeq lists its product as uncharacterized. The coding region runs from base 1 to 1122 and encodes 373 amino acids. The transcript has 2 exons. The record is from RefSeq and is a predicted model, not a curated record. Lineage: Eukaryota; Metazoa; Arthropoda; Insecta; Coleoptera; Chrysomelidae. Gene Ontology annotation, molecular function: nucleic acid binding; zinc ion binding.
AUGAAAUGCGAGAUUUGUAAACAAAUCAAAGUUAAAAAUAAGGACCUUUUUGAUUGUGAUGGAUGUAGAGAUGCAAUAUGCAAAGAUUGUGGAGGGCUCACAGCAUCAGAAGUAAAAGUUUUACAGCUUUCUUCCCGAGUAAUGAAAUUAUACUGUCAAAAAUGUAAUAAUGGAAAAUCCUUGGAGUUAUUCAAUAAGUUAUUAUUGAGUAAGGAAACAAUAAUAGAUGAUAAAACAACAAUAAUUAACCUUCUACAAGAAGAAAUUGAUGAAUUAAAAAAGAAGUUAGCUAAUGGACAAGUUGAUUACAGUCUGGCAGUGAAAAAACAGAAGGAAGAAGUCAUAAUAGUAAAACCAAAGGAUAGUGCCCAAACAAGUGAAUCUACAAAAAAGACAAUAGAAGAAAAAAUUAAUCCCAUUGGACUUGGAAUUGGUGUAUCAAAAAUUAAGUACAUACGAGAUGGAGGAGUGGCAAUAAAGUGCAAUGAGAAUGGAAAAGAAAAGGUACAGAAUGUGUGCGAAAGCAUUAAAACUUCUUUGGGUCAUUCAUAUAAAGUAAAUAUACCCGAAAAGAAAAAUCCUAGGAUAAUAGUAUUUAAUGUAGAUCCAAAAGAGUUAGAAGAUGAGGACAGUCUCAUAGAGAAAAUUAUCUUACAGAAUUUGAUAAAUACUGAGCUAGAGGAGAGAGAAUUAAAGAUAGUGCAUAAAAUUAAAACAUACAGAGGAAACAUGAAUGUCAUUCUGCAAAUGGAUGUACAUACAUACGAAUGCAUUGAGAAUAGGAAAAAACUACAUAUAGGAUGGAAAAGUUGUUUUUUCAAUGACAGUCUAAAUGUAAAGCAGUGCUAUAACUGCUGGAAGUUUGGACAUCUCGCGAAAGAAUGCAAAAAGGAAACACCUACAUGUCAAAUAUGUGCAGGAGAACAUAAAGCAACUGAGUGUAACUCAAGAGAUAUAUGUUGCGCAAAUUGUAAAUAUGCAGCAGAAAUAUUAAAAAUACCACACAUUGAUAGUAAACAUAAGGCAUAUGAAAAAACCUGCGAAGCGUAUAAAAGAGUAGUAGAACAGUUACAAGAAAAAAUAAAAUAUCCUGAAGUACAUAGAAGAAACAACGUAAUAUAGCAACCAGGACCAAGUAUCUUAUAUUUAAAUAUACAGGGAUUAAGUACACACAAAACAGAGCUAACGUGGAUUGCAAAUCAAAAUAAACCAAAUAUUAUAUGUCUCUCAGAAACUCACGUUACUCAAGAUUUUACCUCAAAUGAAAUAGAGAUUAUAGGAUAUAACUCGGUAAUUAGUUUUUCUACAAGUGCUCAUACAGGAGGAACAAUAAUAUACAUAAAAAAAGGAUAUAGGUAUAAAGAAAUUCUUAAUAUAAGUGAUAAUAGAAAUGUAUGGAUAACAGGAAUUGAAAUUGUCUUGGAAAAACAAAAAUAUUAUCUAUAUUCUUUAUAUCACUCACCGAGCACAAGUGAUGCAGAGUUCUUAAAUAAACUUGAUAACUUCAUGGAAAACCUGAACCAGGAUGCAAUUAUUAUACUUUUGGUAUUAAACUUAAUGAUCUAAUCGCAAAGCAUGGUAUCUACCAGCUGAUUGAUAAGUAUACUCGAGUAACAAGGAUAUCAUCCACAAAAAUUGAUCUUCUUCUCACAAACCAAAAGAAUAUUAACUACGAAGUACUAACAACCCCUAAAAUUACCGAUCAUUCAAUUAUUACAGUAGAUCUUAAAAGUAAAUAUAUUGAAAAACGUAAAGAAAAAAGUUAUAGAAACUACAAAUCUAUGGAUGUAAUGGGAUUCCAACUUAAACUUAUGGACAUGGCAUGGCCUCAGUCACAAAACACAAACAAAUUAGCUGAAUGUUUAAUCGAUAAUCUACUAUGUGCACUAAAUCAGUUUGCUCCAGAAAGAACAGUGGUAUAUACGGAAAAAUUUGGAGAUAAGAAGUGGUGGAAUGAAGAGAUAAGUAAUGAAAUUAGACUAAGAGAUCAUCUAUAUCAAAGAGCCAUAGUAACAAAAGCUGAUGAGGACUGGAACAAUUAUAGACAACAAAGAAACAAAGUUGUAUCAAUGAUCAGAAAUACGAAAACUAAUUAUUUCAAUGAUAAGAUUGACUUGUUGAAGGAUGACCCCACAGAAAUGUGGAAAACAAUAAGAAAACUUAUAAAUUCCAAAACAAAUGAGGGACCUAAACCCGAAAUAAUAUUUGAUAAUAAACGAAUCACAGGUAAAGAAAUAAGUGAACAAUUUAACAUAUUUUUCCUAGACAGUAUUAAAGAAAUAGUGAAAAAUAAUAAUCAAAAUGAAAUUGUAAGUAAUAUAGAAGUUAAAUGCGUAAUGGAAAAAUUUAAAAUUUUAGAAAUGACAGAUCUACGAAAAAUAGUAAAAAAGAUGAAAAAUAAA